AUGCCUCUGUCCCACCUCACCCUGACCGUCUCCCAUCUGCCGACCUCCACCUCCUUCUUCCUCUCCUGCCUGCAGCCGUUAGGGUACCAAUUCAUCGGUCGCCAUGAUGAUUACAUCGGUUUCGGUCAGAACUCGGGCGAGCCGGCCGAUUUCUGGAUAACCGAACAAAAGCCAGGUUCUCCAGCGGGCGCUGCACAUGUUGCAUUCCCUGCGCCUUCGAAGGAUGCGGUCGGGGCUUUCUUCAUCAACGCAUUGAAAGCCGGAGGGAAGCUCCAUGGUGAGCCCAAGAUGCGCGACGCGGAGUCCGGGUAUUAUAGUGCAGCCAUCAUCGACUUCGACGGCAACAGCAUCGAGGCUGUGUACCGUCCAGGGGCCGCCUCGGUUGCCCGGUCAGAAGUCAGCGCACCAUCCAUUGGCCUGCUCGAGAAUGGCUCCGUGGUGUCCCGCGCGAGCACAAAGGUCAGCUCGGUCAAGGCUCCUAGCGUGGCCCCCUCCACCAGAUCAGAUGCCAAGUCGUAUGUCUCAAGAGCCACGACCGCUGUCGAGCGAGGUGCGCCGUCGGAGCGAGGGAUAGCGCCGUCGGAGCGGAUGGCGCCAACGGUCAUCUCUCGCGAGAUCCAUCAACCCGCUCCAUCCCCCACCUACAUUGUACAUCAUACGACCCAGCAGACGACAGAAAAGAAGGACGAUAGCACGGCCAAGACGAUCGUUGGCAGUCUCCUCGGAGCGGCUGCAGGCGCAGCGAUUGCGUACGCAAUGACCAAGUCCGACUCGCCGACCACCACUUCGGAGAUGACCCCCCCUCCGCAGUAUUCACCCCGUGACAUCGCGCAGCUGAUCAUGCCCUCGCCGUCAUCACAAGCGCCGUCGGCUGCUCAAGAAUACCAGGGCCUCCGGGCCAUCGAGGCGCCUCCUGCGAGAAGCACGUACUCGCGGUCAGAUGCGCGCUCGACUUUGUCUCGCAGCGUCUCGUCCAAGAAUCCUCGGGCGAGCACAAUAUACGAAGGCACGGAGUUCAUCCAUCCGCGCGGGGACAACGGCAGCGUGUAUCUCGAUGAGAACGGGCGCCGCACGUCGGAAGGGAGCGUCUACAGCACAAGGGAGCUUCCCCUGCGAGCGAUCGAGUACCCGCCCCCGGCCCGCUCGAACACAUACCCCAGCAACGCCAGCACCCUCAUCAGCAGUUUCCCGGACCGGUCCCGAGCGAUGGACAACCAGAGCGUCUACUCCGCGUCGACGGCCAAGCCCUCCAAGGCCAGCCACCAGGAUGAUCACCGCUCCACGCAUUCCUCGGCGCGCCAGUCGUCACAUCACUCCGCGGCCCGCUCCCAACUCGGCAGCACGGCGUCAUCGAAUCGCACGGCGCGCCAGAUCCCUCUGCCCGAGGGCUCCGUGGCGUCGUUCGCCACGUACCGCACCGCGGCCAAGUCCAGCGCGUCUUCCGCGCGCGACAUCCCGCUCCCGGAGAGCGUCAUCGACUUCGAUGUCCAGACCCACGUCACGCCCGACGACUCGAUCAGCCAGAUCGACGUGUCCCGACGAUCCUCGUACUCCCAUCAAUCGCACCACUCCAAGGCCCCCUCGCACGUGUCGCGCCGCUCGAGCAAGUUCGACGAGCCCGUUCGGCCCAGCGACAGCGUCAGCCAGGUCUCGACCAAUGUCUCCAAGUCGUCGCAACGGACCGUCAAGGCCAGCGGAAGUAUCGCAGGAGGGGGCUCGCGGGCUCCGUCCAAGGUCAGCAGCCGACGGGGCAGUCAAGUUGCUUAA
This is a messenger RNA of Aspergillus clavatus NRRL 1, 1767 nucleotides long. RefSeq names its product glyoxalase family protein. The coding region runs from base 1 to 1767 and encodes 588 amino acids. Lineage: Eukaryota; Fungi; Ascomycota; Eurotiomycetes; Eurotiales; Aspergillaceae. The transcript is spliced from 2 exons. The record is from RefSeq and is a predicted model, not a curated record.